Molecule: messenger RNA, 1680 nt
Organism: Hemibagrus wyckioides
Lineage: Eukaryota; Metazoa; Chordata; Actinopteri; Siluriformes; Bagridae
Gene: pdcb
Product: phosducin b
Exons: 4
Coding region: 391-1095 (234 amino acids)
Biological process (GO): regulation of G protein-coupled receptor signaling pathway
Source: RefSeq, a predicted model, not a curated record
UAUCAGGAUCUUAAUUCAUGUCUGUUUUUGAGGAAUCAGUUUCACUUUUUGGGGUGUGGUAAGACUGUUAGUUUAUGCUUUUCUCUCAGUGUCCAUUCCCAAACAUCAGAAAUAAUCUAAAGUCACUCAUUUUGCUGAAUUUCUUCAAACAUAUUUUAUUCUGCCAUUAUUUACUUCCUCGGGUUAUGUUUCACCGUGGCUUUAGAGUCUAAUUCCAGCAUUCAAAUCCUCUUAGCAACCUUGAGCUAAUUUCAGUGAAUAGAACAGUGUUGUCAAACGAGCCUCAUUAUAAGAAAGCCCUCCUCAAGCAGCCUAAAACACACCACUGGAGAAGCUGACCACAUAGCAGUCCAGCUAACAUCAAGGAACGAGACGCAAUAAGACAACAACAUGUCUGACAGAGGACUAGUUGAGGAGGAGUUAGCUGUGAGUCACACAGGACCAAAGGGAGUAAUUAAUGACUGGCGGAAGUUUAAGCUGGAGAGUAUGGAUCAGGAGUCGUUACCUCCCAACAAGAGGGAGCUGCUGAAACAGAUGUCAUCUCCUCUCAACCCUAAGGAGGAGUCCCUGGGUUCAAGUCACAAGAUGAGCAUCCAGGAGUAUGAGCUGCUUAAGGAGGAUGAUGAGCAGUGUCUACGCAAAUACCGCAAGCAGUGCAUGCAGGAGAUGCAUGAGCGCCUCAGCUUUGGGCCCAGGUUCAACGGUGUGCAUGAGCUGGACAGCGGUGAGGCAUUUCUUGAAGUAAUUGAGAAGGAGCACCGGCUCACUGUAGUGGUGGUGCACAUCUACAAAGCUGGUGUCAAGGGCUGUGAGGUGCUGGACAGGUGCCUGGACUGCCUAGCUGCUCAGUAUCCCAGCGUCAAGUUCUGCCGCAUCAAUGCAGCUGUGUCUGGUGCAGGUGAACACUUCUCUGACAACGUUCUACCAGCUGUGCUGGUUUACAAGGGUGGAGAGAUGCUGGGAAACUUUUUGGCGAUCACACAGCACUUCAACGAUGAGUUCCUUGCCACAGACGUGGAGGCCUUCCUCACUGAAUAUGGACUGCUGCCUGAAAAAGAUUUCAGACCAGCUGGGGACGAGGCAGAUGUGGAGUGAGUAAGGAAGGGAGGGGAAAAAGUUUCACUUCAUUAUUCUGCAGGUUCCUAUGUGAAAGCAGUAGUAAAAUCUGAAAAGAUCUGGGUUAAACAUAGCACCAAAUUGUUGCCUCAUAUUUAUUAGAUUGUUGGGCCAGUUCUUUUUGGACUGAUUAAAAUGUUCUAAUAUUGCUUUUACUGUAAAAACGCAGGAGGUAGUGACAUCUGUAUGAUGACAUCUGUGACAUCUGUAUGAUCUGUAUGUGUAUCAUAACUGCAAACUGUUCUACAAUUGAAUUACAAUUAGUCUACAAAGCUACAUUUUUCAGAUAUAAUGUACAAUAGAAAAGAAGAGCCGAGUGUCAUCUGUAUGAAUGAGAUAUGAAUCAGAAUCAUCUCAGAAAACCAGUGCCAUUAGCUGAUAUUAGUCAGCUAGUAUAGUGCAGAUAUAUUAAAAUAUAUUUAUUAAUGUAGUCAAGUCACAACUCCAGAAAGAGGUUAGGGGUCGGCAUCAACCAUAAUCAUUCUCCAAGUUGAUUAAAAAAUAAAAUCUCCAAAAAUCAUAUGAAUGGUGUCUUUUAAUUCUCUGAUCGAGUGUCCAGUCAAC